Molecule: messenger RNA, 1520 nt
Organism: Ilex paraguariensis (yerba mate)
Lineage: Eukaryota; Viridiplantae; Streptophyta; Magnoliopsida; Aquifoliales; Aquifoliaceae
Source: the annotation of a GenBank genome assembly
GAGAGUAACAUCGAUGGCAGCUACCAGCGGAAGCGGCCAAGCUCCCAAAAUCCUUUUAGCUAAGCCCGGACUUGUCACCGCCGGCAAAUUUAACCGGGGCGGUGCUGGUGGCGUUGAUGACGAAUCCGCAUCGCUUCGGUCUCGUCUCCCGUCCAUCGGAUCCCUCAACCUGCUCUCCGACUCCUGGGAAUUUCACACCGAUCGCUUCCUGCCCUUUCUGACAGACAAUACUGAUUUUACGGUGGUCGGAGUGAUUGGUCCACCUGGCGUCGGCAAGUCGACUAUAAUGAACGAAAUUUAUGGAUUUGAUGGAAGCUCACCUGGAAUGCUGCCUCCAUUUGCAAUAGUGUCGGAAGAAACCAGGGCAAUGGCAAGGCAUUGUACUGUUGGCAUUGAACCCAGGGUUUCUGCUGAGCGGAUUAUACUUUUGGAUACCCAGCCUGUAUUUAGUCCUUCUGUUUUAGCUGAGAUGAUUAGACCCGAUGGCUCAUCAACGGUCUCUGUUUUUAGUGGUGAAUCUCUAUCUGCUGAGUUGGCUCAUGAACUGAUGAGUAUCCAGCUUGGUGUUCUCCUCACAUCCAUUUGUCACAAAAUACUAGUGGUAUCUGAGGGAGUUCAUGAUCUUAACAUGUGGCGUUUGAUGGCUACGGUGGACUUGUUAAAACAUGGUAUACCUGACCCAUCUUCCCCAACCAUUUCCCAUCCACAGAGCUCUAAUUUGGGCUCUGAAAAAGAAAACAAGGAUAAAGUCCAAGAUGUUGGGCAGGAGUAUAUAGCUGCUCCAGUUUUCGUGAAUACAAAACUGCAAGACCAAUAUAUUACUCCGCGUAAUGUUAUACAACUGAAGAAGGCACUUACGCAAUACUUUAGCUCAUCUUCAUUCAUAAGAUCAAAAUGCCAAAACACCGACAAAGAGAAUCAGGUUUCUUCUGGGUCUCUUGAUCAGCAGAGUGAUGAUACAGAUUCACCGCUGCUGAAUUUGUAUUUAAUCCCAUCUAAAAAUCCAGAUGAAUCCUCAAGGGCACAGUAUGCAAGUUAUAUUUCCAUGUUAUGGAAACUAAGGGAUCAGGUUUUAUCCAUGAGUAGCCCACGUUUCUCAAGGGCAGUGUCUGAACGUGAAUGGCUGAAGAACUCUGCCAAGAUAUGGGAGCUAGUAAGGAACUCCGCAAUCAUUGCUGAGUAUAGCAAAACACUCCAGAAUUCGGGCUUGUUCAGGAGGUAGCUGUUGACUUUUGUCCUGUUUAUCCCUUCCGCUGAAACAUUCAUAUGAUCAACUCAGGUCCAGAAAAUGGCAAUUAGCAUUGCUUGAUUAAGCGAGAUAUCAUGCUCCAUAUUUGUUCCAUUUGUGUUCCCAUGUUCUCUACAUGCCGUUGAACCAUAUUUCUUUGGGUAGCACGAAGGUAGCAAAAAACCGUUUUUUGGGUACAAUAUCUUAUGUUUUGGUCUAGUUAGAAUGUGAUACAUGUAAAAUCUUUUUAUUUUAUAUUCUUAUUUUAUUAUUUUCACAUUACCAAUCUUAG